AUGAUUGCUAGAGAAAAAGUUUUAAAACUUGGCGUAGGAGAUGCUGCAGCACUUUUGGAUCACUUUACAGACAUGCAAAAUAAGGAUCCAAAUUUCUUCUACAGGAUGGACAUAGACGUAGAAGGCCGUUUGAAAAAUGUGUUUUGGGCGGAUAACAAAUGUAGAGAAGCUUACAUAGAAUUUGGUGAAGUUGUCACCUUCGACACCACAUACUUGACAAACAAAGUUGCUCCAGGUGGUAUAAUUACAGACCAAGCUGGUGUUAUGAAAAUUUCCAUUGAGAUAGUUUUCAAGGAUACCAAGCAUCGAUGGUGUUUGUGGCAUAUAAUGAAGAAAAUACCAGAAAAGCUAAGGAGGUAUGAUAACUACAUAAGGAUUAAAUCUAGGAUGAAAAAGGUUGUCUAUGAUUCACAGUGUCCUGCUGAAUUUGAAGAACGUUGGAGUGAAAUAUUGGAAAAGUAUGAAAGCUUGAAACAAAAUAAAUGGUUGAGCAAACUAUAUAGGAAGAAAGAUCGAUGGAUACCUUGUUUUGUGAAGACCACAUUUUGGGCUGGGAUGUCCACUACUCAACGAUCUGAGAGUAUGAAUGCAUUUUUUGACGGGUAUGUUCAUUCAAGAACAUCUCUGAAGCAAUUUGUUGAAAAGUUUGAUAAUGCAUUGAGAUACAAAAAAGAAAUGGAGCUUAAAGCAGAUGCUAGAUCGUUUUCUAAAACUAUCCCAACCUCAACUUCGUAUAAAAUGGAGAAACAAAUUCAAAAAGUUUACACUCAUGCGAAAUUAGUUGGCGAGGAAGAUGUAUUGUGA
This is a messenger RNA of Papaver somniferum (opium poppy), 804 nucleotides long. RefSeq names its product protein FAR1-RELATED SEQUENCE 6-like. The record is from RefSeq and is a predicted model, not a curated record. Bases 1 to 804 code for a protein of 267 amino acids. Lineage: Eukaryota; Viridiplantae; Streptophyta; Magnoliopsida; Ranunculales; Papaveraceae. Gene Ontology annotation, biological process: regulation of DNA-templated transcription. The transcript has 2 exons.